AUGUCUACUACUAGAAGAGGAGGGAAUUUGAGUCUCAAGUUGGAUAUAUCACAAGCUUAUGAUACUAUAAGCUGGGAAUUCCUUUAUAGAACUAUGAAGAAACUUAGUUUUUCAGCAAAAUUUUGUAACUGGAUCCUAAUGCUUCUUAAAUCUUCAAAAAUCUCUAUUAUGUUACAUGGUGGACCAAUUGGAUUUUUUGGUAUUGGCAGAGGCCUCAAGCAAGGUGACCCCCUCUCUCACAUACUCUUUAUAAUUGCUGAAGAUGUCCUUAGUAGAAAUAUCCAAAAAAUGGUCAUUGAACAUAAAAUUCAACCAAUGGUGGUUAGAAAUGGAUUCCAUCCUACACACUUACUCUUUGCUGAUGAUAUUUUGCUAUUUUGUAAUGGGAGUAAGAGAAGUAUUACUAAUCUGAAAUCUCUUCUUGUUGAUUAUCAAGCUGCUUCUGGUCAAAUUAUAAAUGCUGACAAAAUGGAAUACAUGCAAUCUAGCCUCACUGCUUGGAGUGGUAGAUUACUAAAUUUCCAGGCAAGACUUACUCUAGUUAAACAUGUUCUUUGCAGUAUUCAUGUGUAUAAUAUGUAUAUUUACAGAUGGCCAAGGAAAGUUAUUGCUGCUUGUGAAAGAAUUAUUAGGAACUAUCUUUGGUUAGGAAAUGCUGAUGAAAAAAAAUGUGUAACUUUGAAAUGGGAAAAAGUCUGUUCUCCUAUGGAAGAAGGUGGUCUUGGAAUUAGAAAUCUUGAAGACAUAAAUAAAGCUUUGCUUAUGAAGUUUUUAUGGAAAAUGCUAAAUUCUCAAGAUGAAUGGGCUGGUUUUUUCCUAGCUAAAUAUAAAGAUAAAUAA
Messenger RNA from Papaver somniferum (opium poppy), 840 nucleotides. RefSeq lists its product as uncharacterized. The transcript is spliced from 2 exons. The coding region runs from base 1 to 840 and encodes 279 amino acids. The record is from RefSeq and is a predicted model, not a curated record. NCBI's taxonomy places the organism in Eukaryota, Viridiplantae, Streptophyta, Magnoliopsida, Ranunculales, Papaveraceae.